GGAGGGGGGGGAGAGUUGAGAGUUCACCCGCCGCUGUCGCUGCCAGGCCGGACUCAUGAUUCCCAUAUGCCCGGUAGUUUCGUUCACCUAUGUGCCCAGCCGGCUGGGGGAAGAUGCCAAAAUGGCCACCGGCAACUACUUUGGAUUCACCCACAGCGGGGCUGCUGCUCAGUACAGCCAGCAGCCAGCUUCGGGUGUAGCCUACUCCCAUCCAACCACAGUUGCCAGCUACACUGUCCACCAGGCUCCGGUGGCGGCGCACACGGUCACUGCAGCCUAUGCCCCAGCUGCAGCCACGGUGGCGGUGGCCAGGCCUGCCCCAGUGGCCGUGGCAGCUGCUGCCACAGCUGCCGCCUACGGUGGGUAUCCCACAGCACACACAGCUACAGACUAUGGCUACACGCAGCGGCAACAAGAAGCUCCACCACCACCGCCUCCUGUCACCACGCAGAAUUACCAGGAUUCCUACUCUUACGUUCGAUCCACCGCCCCAGCUGUGGCAUAUGACAGCAAACAAUAUUAUCAGCAGCCAACCGCAACCGCAGCAGCCGUGGCUGCUGCUGCCCAGCCACAGCCUUCAGUGGCUGAGUCCUACUACCAGACAGCUCCAAAAGCAGGAUAUAGCCAAGGGGCAACUCAGUACACCCAAGCCCAGCAAACACGGCAAGUGACAGCUAUAAAACCUGCAACCCCAAGUCCAGCAACAACGACAUUUUCCAUAUAUCCAGUGUCCUCGACUGUGCAGCCAGUGGCAGCUGCAGCCACUGUUGUUCCAUCCUAUACUCAGAGUGCGACGUACAGCACAACAGCAGUAACUUACUCUGGUACCUCCUAUUCUGGCUAUGAAGCUGCAGUGUAUUCAGCUGCAUCGUCCUAUUACCAACAGCAGCAGCAGCAGCAACAGAAACAGGCAGCAGCAGCUGCUGCUGCUGCUGCUGCGACAGCUGCUUGGACAGGGACCACCUUUACUAAAAAGGCACCAUUCCAAAAUAAGCAACUGAAACCAAAACAGCCUCCCAAACCACCCCAGAUCCACUACUGUGAUGUUUGCAAGAUCAGCUGUGCUGGACCACAGACUUACAAAGAACACUUAGAAGGCCAGAAGCACAAAAAGAAAGAAGCAGCAUUAAAAGCUUCCCAGAACACCACCAACAACAGUACUUCUGCUCGUGGAACUCAGAAUCAGUUGCGCUGUGAGCUCUGUGAUGUGUCUUGCACUGGGGCAGAUGCUUACGCUGCCCAUAUCCGUGGAGCCAAGCAUCAGAAAGUAGUAAAGUUGCAUACAAAACUCGGCAAGCCCAUUCCUUCAACUGAACCAAAUGUGGUUACCCAAGCUACUUCCUCAACAUCCACAUCUGCUUCCAAACCAACUGCCUCUGCUUCAAAUAUAGCAACUAGCAGCAGUACAGUGAACUCCUCUGUUGCAUCCUCUGCAGUGAAAAUUCUUACUCCCAUGGCAAACACACCACUUAACACUGUGUCCAACAACAAAACAUCUUCAACCGCUGCUAAUAUAGCUGUAAAGAAAAUAUCUACACCGAAAAUAAACUUUGUUGGCAAGUACCGAAGUGGUAAUAAGCUUCAGACAACAGGAAGUAAAAUGGAAGAAAUGAAAUCAACUGAAAGUGUUAAAACGCCUCCUGCUGCUACAGUGCAAACACAGGAAGUAAAACCUGACACAGCAGCUGAACCAGUGACUCCCACAACUCUUGCUGCCUUGCAAAGUGAUGUACAACCAGUGGGCCAUGACUAUGUGGAGGAGGUAAGGAAUGAUGAAGGAAAGGUGAUCCGCUUUCACUGUAAACUCUGUGAAUGCAGUUUUAAUGAUCCUAAUGCCAAGGAGAUGCAUUUGAAAGGGCGGCGGCACAGACUUCAGUACAAGAAAAAAGUAAAUCCAGACUUACAAGUAGAAGUAAAGCCCAGUAUUCGAGCAAGAAAAAUUCAAGAAGAGAAGAUGAGGAAACAGAUGCAGAAAGAAGAAUACUGGAGAAGGCGAGAAGAGGAGGAACGCUGGAGGAUGGAAAUGAGGCGAUAUGAAGAGGACAUGUACUGGAGGAGAAUGGAGGAAGAGCAGCAUCAUUGGGAUGACCGUCGCAGAAUACCAGAUGGAGGAUAUCCUCAUGGCCCUCCAGGACCACUAGGUCUGCUGGGAGUUAGACCUGGAAUGCCUCCUCAACCCCAAGGACCAGCUCCUCUGCGCCGCCCUGACUCCUCUGAUGACCGCUAUGUGAUGACCAAGCAUGCUGCUAUAUAUCCAACUGAGGAGGAGCUUCAGGCAGUCCAAAAAAUUGUUUCUAUUACUGAGCGUGCUUUGAAGCUGGUUUCUGACAGCAUGACUGAUCAUGAAAAAAGCAAGAACAAAGAGGGAGAUGACAAAAAGGAUGGCAGUAAAGACAGAGCUUUGAAAGGCGUUUUACGGGUGGGCGUUUUGGCUAAAGGUUUGCUACUCCGUGGAGACCGAAAUGUUAAUCUUGUUUUGUUGUGUGCUGAGAAGCCCUCCAAGACGUUACUCAGUCGUAUUGCUGAAAGUCUCCCUAAGCAACUUGCAGUAAUAAGUCCAGAGAAAUACGAUAUCAAGUGUGCAGUCCCAGAAGCAGCAAUAAUUUUAAAUUCGUGUGUGGAACCCAAAAUGCAAGUUACAAUCACACUGACAUCUCCAGUCAUUCGGGAAGAGAACAUGAGGGAUGGAGAUGUAACCUCGGGUAUGGUGAAAGACCCACCGGACGUCUUGGACAGGCAAAAAUGCCUUGACGCUCUGGCUGCUCUACGCCACGCUAAGUGGUUCCAGGCUAGAGCUAAUGGUCUGCAGUCCUGUGUGAUUAUCAUACGUAUUCUUCGUGACCUCUGUCAGAGAGUUCCUACUUGGUCUGAUUUUCCAAGCUGGGCUAUGGAGCUGCUUGUGGAAAAAGCAAUUAGCAGCGCAACUGGACCACAGAGUCCUGGAGAUGCACUGAGAAGAGUUUUUGAGUGUAUAUCUUCAGGAAUCAUCCUUAAAGGUGGUCCUGGUCUUCUGGACCCUUGUGAAAAAGAUCCUUUUGAUACACUUGCUGUAAUGACAGAUCAGCAACGAGAGGAUAUUACUUCAAGUGCACAGUUUGCACUGAGACUCCUUGCAUUCCGUCAGAUACACAAAGUUCUAGGAAUGGAUCCGUUACCACAGAUGAAUCAACGCUUCAACAUCCAUAAUAAUCGUAAAAGGAGAAGGGACAGUGAUGGGGUUGAUGGGUUUGAAGCAGAGGGAAAGAAGGACAAAAAAGAUUAUGAUAACUUUUAAAAAUGUCGUCAUUGCUAAUAUUGAUGGUAGUGAAAAGUCCAUUUGUUGCCUUGCUUUUACUUCAUUCAUAAUGAUGUCUGUUUAAA
Messenger RNA from Vidua chalybeata, 3360 nucleotides. RefSeq names its product zinc finger RNA binding protein (gene ZFR). The record is from RefSeq and is a predicted model, not a curated record. Bases 56 to 3274 code for a protein of 1072 amino acids. Lineage: Eukaryota; Metazoa; Chordata; Aves; Passeriformes; Viduidae. Gene Ontology annotation, cellular component: precatalytic spliceosome. Gene Ontology annotation, molecular function: double-stranded RNA binding; zinc ion binding; single-stranded RNA binding. The transcript has 20 exons.